AUGUUCACAACACCGUCUCGAGCGAGGGAUGCGCGCUCGUCGACGCCGCUAGCAGGCGCCGCACGCUCGGGCAAUCGACCCUCGCGCGCAGGUACACCGGUGUUUGGAUCGCAUGAUCCCAUCUCCCCGCCUUCGUUUCUGUCCCCAUCCACCUUCCGCCGCGACGACAACACGCAAAACGACGCCGGCGACGUCUCAGCAACCUCGCUCUUCCUCAAUGGCGCAAGGACGCGCACAUCGCGCGCACGCCCACGCCCAUCGUCGAUGCUCGCCGCCAGCGCAGGUCCUAGCGCCUCGCUGCUCAGCCCCAGCGACGCGUUCGACCGAGAGGGUUCCGUGAUCAGCGAAGACGCAGACAUGCGGUCGGUUGCGGACACCGUCCACUCUGCUUCUCACGCCGGCUACAAUCGUCGCUCUGCGCCCGCACCAAAGGAUGCAAAGACGCAGCUCGACGAGGGCACCGUGCUCCUCGGCGACCAGUGGCUCCACGUUUCGGCCUACUCGCGCUUGCCCACCGAGGUGCUCGAACUGCUGGCCGAGGCGGAUAUGUACAUCGAUGCUUUCCAAGGCCACCUCGACGUCCACACCGGAUAUGCUUGCCUGCUUUCGCGCACCCAGUGCUUCGUGUGGAACUACGCCAGCCGCGGCAUCGGCACCGGCUCGCCCACCUGCUUUGUCUUCCCCGUGCCUCAGUACGCUUCCUCAAGCAUGUCGGCGAUCAACGACCUGUCGCACGCAUGCUUCCUGCCGCGCGGCGGAGCAGAGCGAGAACCCGCUCUGCUGCUCGUCACGCCCGACGGUCAAACGUGCCUGUGGGAAGGCAUUUCGUCGUCGCUCACACGCCAGGAUCGCGCACAGCGCAUCGCCGCACCGCUCUCGUCGGGCGAGGCGAUCGUCAAGCUGCAGCGCAUCGACGAGUCGACCGUCGUGCUCGCCACGAGUGCGUCGCGCCUGCUCCGCGUCUCGGUCGGCAGCAGAGCGGGCAUCCUCCAGGCCGAGGUGAGGCCAUUCUCCCAACCGCGCGGUCUGCUCGGUCGCAUCUUUGGCUCGAGCUCCGCCAUGGGCUCGGCCAACGACCACAUCCAGGGCAUCGCCGUAGCGCCCGCUCAGGCAUCCAAGCAGGGCCGCGAGGUGUAUGCGAUCGGCCGCAAGACGCUGCAAAAGUGGCACGUGCUCGACCAGGGUGGCGAACGCCUGCUCGCCGAGCAGGACGUGCAGCAGGUCGUCGCCAGCAGCGUGCUCCAGCUCAACGACGAGCGGUACAGCGCGGCACAGAGUCUGGCGUUCGAUCUCCUCGACGGCGCCGUCCAGGCCGACGGAAAACUCGUGCUGCUCUUCUCCCAGUCCAAGACCGAGCACGAGCCGCUGCAGUACGGCCUUGCCACGCUCGACGUUGUCAAAGACGCGGCGUCGUUUGUCGUCGCGUCCAUCCAGCCCAUCAAGUACACGAGCUAUGCGGACCCUCGGCCGUACGCAACACCCUCGCUCAGCCUGCCCAACGGUGGGCCUGCUGCGUUCAUCACGUUCGCGGAUGCCGUCGUGGCCAAGCAGCUCGAGGACGGAUGCGAGUCGUUCGAGGAACUCAUCAAGCUCAAGGACGACGUCAAGAACAGGUUCAUCGGCUCGGGCUGCGACGCGGUCCAUGUCAGCGCCAACAAUGCCGUGGCUGCACUCUCGCUCAUCUCGGCCGCGUCGGGAUCGCUGCUGGUCGAGACGAGCAUCGACGCGAUCCGCAAGCGCUGCACAGCAUCGGCAACCGCGGCGGACCGUCAGCGUGCAGACACAGAGCGUCUCAAGGGCAAGCUGGAGCAGGCACUCUACUAUUCCGAGUCGCCGCUCAACCCUCUCACCUUCCGCCUGCCCGAGCAUCUUCAGGGCACGCUCAUGACCGCGUGUCAGGACCUCAGCCGCGAGCUGCUCACGUUCUCCAACCCCAUUGCGCAGAGCGUGCCGCCGCCCGUCGACCUGCGUGCGGCGCUCAAGGACCGUCUUGGCAAGCUGCGCUUCCUGGUGGAAUUUGUGGCGCGGUGCGGCCAUCUGGAGAAGCUACCGCAGACGACCAAGCGUCAGCUGCGCGCGGACGCCGAGCUGGCUGCGGCGCUCGCAGAGCUGUGGGUCUACCAGAACGAGUUCUACUCGGCCUCGCACGCGCAGGCUUCGGCGGCACAGAGCCCGCUUGCCCGCGCGAUCGAGACGGUCAUGGCCGAGCAGGGGCUCGGCGUCGGCAGCGACGAUGUGGUGCGCCGCUUCUUCCGCCACCAUGCAGACCUGAGCCCGCGCGUGCUGGACCGGCUGCUGCGCCAGGCCAACACGGUGUCGGCUCAGCCGCUGCGCACGCGCUCAACCGACGUGCUCGAGCUCAACCGCACUGUGCUUGCGGCGUUCCGCGCCUCUCUGCGAUACCGCAAGGAGCACGGCCGACUGUACGGCAUCGACGCCAACAAGGACGCGGCUUUCGAAGCGUGGACCGCCCAGAGCGGCAGCGUGCAGCUGCUCGAGACGCUCUAUUCGAUCAGCGUCAACCUCAUCCCGGACCGCACGCGCGAGCUGGGCUCGAGCAUCGAUGUGGCGCCCACCGAGUACUCUGGCGCGGGCGACGAGGUGAAGCGCGAGCAGCGCGUGCAGGCCGAGCUCAAAGCGCAGCUGUGUACGCUCGCCGACGUCGCCAUGGCGUGCUACGAGGAGCGGCUUCGGUAUCUGCAGGCGGCGGCGGCGGCCGAUGCGGCGUACGAGCGAGAGCUGAGCGUGUUUGGCGCUACGCUGCGCUCUGCGCGGCCGAUGUUCAUCCGACCGCUGGUGGGGAUUGGCCGGUCGGACCGGGCAUUUGCGCUCGCCGAGCAGUACGAGGACUUCCGCACGCUGGUGGAGCUGUGCAACGAGGCGCAGCUGCGCUCGCCCGCGCGCCUCGACUCGUACCUCGAGCGCUACAAGCAGCCGUUUGCCUUCGAGCUGUAUGCAUACUACCUCGAGCACGGCCAGCCGCGCGUGCUGCUCGAGCAGAAGAGCGAGCACUCGCAGCUGGUGCUCGACUUCCUCGCGCAGCCCGGGCACGAGCGCAUCGCGUGGCUGCACGACCUUGCGCUGCAGCGAUACGGCGAGGCAGCACACACGCUCGAGCGUCUCGCGCUGGGUGAGGGCGUGCUUGCGCAGAGGAAGCUCAUGAUGAGCCUGGGCAAGCUCGGCGUGCUCUCGACGCUGACGCUGCAGGACCUGCAGACGGUGGGCACGCAAAAGCAGAUCGAGUUCUUCGACGACCAGCUCGACCUCAUCGCCGUGCAGGACAGUCUGGCGACGUUGUGGGAGAAUGCGCUGGGUGGGCUUCCCGCCGAUCUGCCCGCGGCGGGCAGUGCGCAGGCACGUGAGCUCGCGACCGAGAUCGUCGAGGCCGUUGCAACGAGGCUGCGAGAGUACCCCGGGUACCGGGAGCACUAUGUGGAGCUGGUGCAAAGGCUGUUGUUCGAGAACCGCUACCUGGGAUCCGAGGAUCUGGUGGAUGUCUUGACGCUCAAGGACACGCCCGAGAACCAGCUCGAGGACUUUGCCACGGCGCUCAAGGUUCUGGUUCGCGCCAAGGAUGCACCCGAGCCUCGGCUGCGUGAGGCGCUCAAGGCCGUGUGGCGCCGCGCGGUGGUGCGCGACGACUGGUUCGCGCUGUCCGAGACCACCAAUGUUUCGGACCAGACCGUGCUUGCCGACCUGCAGGCUACGGCGCUGUAUACGGUGCUGGGCGAGGUGCUCGCGGACGAUGCGAACCGGUCGGCAUAUCUGGCCGUGCACGAGCUGGUGGGCGACGGCCAAGAUGCCAAGGCGCUCGUGGCGGCUAGGAUGGCAGAUAAGGGCGAUGUGGAGGUUGACGCCAUCUGGCACGAUCGACAGAAGGAGCAGGCGACAGUAGCGGCAUUCUUGGACGACUCGGAUCUGCCCCGCCUUGCGGUGGAACUGGCGCGCAUCGCUGCCGGACACGACACUGCCGACGUCGAGGAUAGCAUGGCGCUCGAGGGUGUUGAUAGUGACGAGGCGGCCGAGGUAGUGCGCGCGUCUCGCUCUGCUGUCGACCGAUUCCGUCGCCUGCUCGAGCAGUUCCAUCCCAAACCGCCCACGACCUCCGUGCGUCUACCGCAACCCCCUCCGGCGUUCGAUCCGAUCAUCGUCGCUGCUCCCCCACACAGUCUACCCCUGCCCGUGCCCAAGGUCCCCGUGCCCGAAGUCAAUCAUCCCAACGUCAAGAAUCCCCUCCGCAAAGCAGGGUCCGUCUAA
Molecule: messenger RNA, 4257 nt
Organism: Moesziomyces aphidis
Lineage: Eukaryota; Fungi; Basidiomycota; Ustilaginomycetes; Ustilaginales; Ustilaginaceae
Source: the annotation of a GenBank genome assembly